AUGGCAGGCCCCCGGCACCCGGUGUCUGUGAGCGGGGCAGCUCUGGUACAGACAGACAGGCUCCAGACGUUCGCCUUUUCCGUGUGCUGGUCAGAUGACAGCGACACCUUUGCACGAAGAAGCUGGGAGGAGUUCAGGAGACUCCAUAAAACCCUCAAGGAGAGUUUUCCAGUGGAGGCGGGUCUGCUGCGGAGAUCUGACCGCAUUCUCCCCAAGCUUACAGAUGCAUCGUUGUUGGUGCACUGGGGCCGCACUGGCCGAGGCUUAGCACGCCUGCAGCUGCUGGAGACCUACUCAAGGGCGCUGCUGGCGGCAGGGGAGCGUGUGACCCACAGCCCGGUGCUCACUGGCUUCUUUGCACCACAACCCAUGGACUUGGAGCCUGUGCUGCCAGCUGGCAGCCUGGUGAUCCUGCCUGCCCCGCAAGAGCCCCUGCCAGGCCCCACGGGCAGCCCUGCCAUCCGCAGCCAGGAGGCUCAGAGCCUGCACUGCCUGCAGCCGUUCAGCACCCAGGACACGUGGGGCCAGCCCUUCCAUGCUCAGGCCCAGGAGGCCCUAGAUGUGCUGCUGCGACACCCCUCAGGCUGGUGGCUGGUGGCGAAUGAGGACCAGCAGACAGCAUGGUUUCCUGCUCCAUACUUGGAAGAGGUGGCCCUGGGCCAGGGACGAGAUGGGGAAUGGUCCCUAGGGAGCAGUGGGUACCAGUUCUGUGCUUCCCAUGCCUACGAGAGCAGCCAAGCCGAUGAGCUGUCUGUGACCGCAGGGGCACGCGUGUGUGUGUUGGAAACAUCAGACUGUGGUUGGUGGCUGUGCAGGUUCCGAGGCCGUACUGGUCUUCUCCCAGCUGCAAUGCUGCAGCCUGACGGGCUGGGCACACUCCUCAGCGGACCAUGGCUCCACCUCAGGGUAGAUGGUGGGGAGGACAGGGAGGGCGAGGCCCAAAGAUCCCCCAAGUUCCCCCAGGCCACGACCCUGCCGCCUACCGUGCCUGCCCGACCAUCUCGGAGUGCCAUUCAGAGCCGCUGCUGCACCAUCACCCAUAAGGCACUGGGGCAGGACCCAGGGUGUCACGGACCCCCUUGA
Messenger RNA from Lipotes vexillifer (Yangtze River dolphin), 1083 nucleotides. It is a transcript of the gene NOXO1, whose product is annotated as NADPH oxidase organizer 1. Gene Ontology annotation, biological process: superoxide anion generation. The transcript is spliced from 8 exons. The record is from RefSeq and is a predicted model, not a curated record. Gene Ontology annotation, cellular component: cytoplasm. Gene Ontology annotation, molecular function: protein binding; phosphatidylinositol binding; superoxide-generating NADPH oxidase activator activity. Lineage: Eukaryota; Metazoa; Chordata; Mammalia; Artiodactyla; Lipotidae. The coding region runs from base 1 to 1083 and encodes 360 amino acids.